Messenger RNA from Quercus robur (English oak), 1483 nucleotides. RefSeq names its product protein SUPPRESSOR OF K(+) TRANSPORT GROWTH DEFECT 1-like. The record is from RefSeq and is a predicted model, not a curated record. Lineage: Eukaryota; Viridiplantae; Streptophyta; Magnoliopsida; Fagales; Fagaceae. Gene Ontology annotation, molecular function: ATP binding; ATP hydrolysis activity. Bases 111 to 1022 code for a protein of 303 amino acids. Gene Ontology annotation, biological process: vacuole organization; endosomal transport. The transcript is spliced from 9 exons.
AUAUUUGUAACAAUCCCACCCUCAUACCACAAUUACAAACGAUAUCUUUGUCGGAACCUUUGAUUUAGCUCGGCGAUCCUUUGGGAGUAAAAUCAAACAGCGUUCUGCAGAUGCCUCACCAUCAGCGGCAGCGUGACUCUACGGUCUCGCCCCCGAAAUCGAUACCUUUUGAGAAGUUGAGUAAUGUUAAGUUGGAUGAUGUGGGUGGACUUGACGAUUGCAAACAGUUAUUGAAGGAAGCUGCCAUAUGGCCCUAUAAGUAUCCUCAAUUUUUUACUGGUGACAAUGCGAGUCGAAGACCAUUGAGGACUGUAUUACUAUUUGGUCCACCUGGAACAGGGAAGACCCUUCUAGCAAAGGCAAUUGCAGCAGAAGCAGACUUUUAUUUCUCUAGAAUUUCUCCAUCAGACAUUGUGUCUGAAUGGAUGGGAAAGAGUGAACAGCAUGUCAAAGAUCUUUUUGAAGAGGCUCGUAAUAAAGCUCCCUCCAUUAUUUUUAUUGACGAAAUUGAUUCCUUAUGCGGCCCACGAGGUGGAAACGAUGAGAAUGAAGCAUCUCGACGAAUCAAAUCAGAACUUCUUGUACAUAUGCAGGAUGUCGAAGAUGUAUUCGACGUUGAGAAACAUGUUGUGAUUCUAGCAGCCACAAAUACUCCUUAUGCUUUGGAUCAGGCCCUAAGGAGGCGUUUUGAUAUGCGAAUCUAUAUCCCUCUCCCAGAUAAAGAGGCAAGGAAAGACAUAUUUAAGGUUCAGAUUGGGGAAACUCCUAGUAUGAUUGAUGAAAAUGGAUUAAAGAGUUUAGCUGAAGGGACAGAAGGUUUCUCUGGUUCAGAUAUAUCCUCUUACGUCAAAGAUGCACUAUAUGAGCCUGUUCGUGCAACUCUUAGGGCAAAUUUCUUCACUCAAAACAGAGCCAAGGUGUGGGUCCCUGACCAAGGUGCUGGUAAGCGAUUGCAGGAACUUACUGAAGAACAAAGUUUAAAGGUUACAGGUACAUACGUGCAAGUGCUUCACAGCUUCUAGAUUAGGUGUGAGUGAGUUUUGCCACUGUUCCCAAACUCACGUUUAAGUCUAGAGUCUAUUUUAGGGGUUUUGUCAUGGAAUAGCUAAAGGGGGAGAUUGUAAAGUUGUAAUUUACAACUAUCUGUUUUGUUGGCUUUAAUUCCAUGCCAAAUUUGAUUGUAAUUUUAUUCAAUCUUUUGCACCCUGUAUUUAUUGUGGGAUUUACUUGAAAGGAUUGUGUGUGAGAUAAAGAGAGUGUGAAGACUCAAACAAAUUGAAGACUAAAGAGUUUUCACAAGUAACUUGUGACUAAGCAUCCCGUGAAAUGAUGCAUGUGCCCUGCACAUGACUGGAAUGCGAAGAGUCAGGACAGGAUGGAGACAGUUGUGUUUCGCGAAUAGCUCGCGGGUAAGGCCUUCUCGCCAGACACUCGCGAAGCAUUCUAUUUUGCCAGAUUAUCCUAUUUGAUACACACUUUCUGU